AUGACGGAAGCUUCGUUGGUCUUUCUGGGCUGCUGGGAUGCCGUACAGCCAGGAUUUACGCCAGCGGAAAUGAUGAAGCCAGAAUGCAUAAAGAUGGACAUCAAAGCACGUGCGUAUAUUUUCCGGCAUGUACGCCGCCAAUACCUUGGGGAUAUCAGAACCCUGAAAACAGCAAGAGAGUGCUGGAAGGCAUUAGACGAUAUCCACGGGAGAUCCACGUCGAUGGACAUUGUAUUAUGCAUGCGAGAACUAGGAACAAUGGAGAAGACCCCUAGCAUGGAUGUGUCCGAGUGGAAACAGAUUAUGGAUAAAUCAAAGAAUUUACUUGAAUACGAAAGAGAACAAAUUGUACGGUUGCGAAAGCAAAGUGAAACCUUCACGGAAAUGGCAAAUAUAGCGAACAGAACUGUUAGAAGAAGAUUAGAAGACUUUAACUUAAGAGGACGAAAACCCCAAAAGAAGCCACUGCUGAGUUCUAGGAAUCGAAAAAGACGACUUACCUUUGCUACAGCUCAUAAGCAUUGGACAAGUGAUGAUUGGCAGAAGGUAUUGUUUUCAGACGAAUCGAAAUUCAAUCCUUCUGACGGGAUACGGUAUAUUAGACGUCGAAUUGACGGAAAUUUGAAAUUUGGCGUUUUAAACACUCUUAAACGUGGUGGCGGGAACGUUGUGGUGUGGGCGUGUUUUUCUCGAGGCGGCCCUGGUCCGAUAUGUCGUAUUGAUGGAAUUAAAACAAUACUCUACGAGGAGAACUUAAAUGGACAGACUGUAGACAUUAGGUGGAGAUACAACAUGGCCCUCUCCCAAAAUGACACAGAAUACAAUCACAGAAAAAACAUAAAAAAAUAUUGCUGGAUACCGGAACCAUAA
This is a messenger RNA of Bombus terrestris (buff-tailed bumblebee), 870 nucleotides long. RefSeq names its product transposable element Tc1 transposase. The coding region runs from base 1 to 870 and encodes 289 amino acids. NCBI's taxonomy places the organism in Eukaryota, Metazoa, Arthropoda, Insecta, Hymenoptera, Apidae. Gene Ontology annotation, molecular function: DNA binding. Gene Ontology annotation, biological process: DNA transposition; DNA integration. The transcript is spliced from 3 exons. The record is from RefSeq and is a predicted model, not a curated record.